Messenger RNA from Lepus europaeus (European hare), 1826 nucleotides. RefSeq names its product leucine rich repeat containing 23 (gene LRRC23). Gene Ontology annotation, cellular component: cytoplasm. The record is from RefSeq and is a predicted model, not a curated record. The coding region runs from base 117 to 1148 and encodes 343 amino acids. Gene Ontology annotation, molecular function: protein binding. NCBI's taxonomy places the organism in Eukaryota, Metazoa, Chordata, Mammalia, Lagomorpha, Leporidae. The transcript has 7 exons.
CUUGCUAAACAGCCCUUCCCUCUCGGGACCAAGUCCCUCUCCAGAACUGCUUUUAGUUGAGCACAGCCGGGGCGAGGAGCUGGGUCUGACGCCAGAGCCCGCGGGCGGAAAGAAAGAUGUCAGACGAAGAGGAUCUGGAAGACUUUGAGCCAGAUCAGGACGACCUUGACAAAGAGGACGAUGAGAAGGAGACGGAAGAAUGGGAGGACUACAGGAAAGAGGGGGAAGAAUUCCCCGAGGAAUGGCUGCCCACCCCGCUCACGGAGGCCGUGAUGAAGGAAGGGCUGUCUUUGCUCUGUAAGACCGGCAGCGGGCUAGCUCAUGCUUACGUCAAGCUGGAGGUUAAAGAGAGAGACCUAACAGACAUCUCCUUGCUGCGGUCCUACAUCCAUCUGCGCUAUGUGGAUAUUUCUGAGAAUCACCUGACAGACCUGUCACCACUCAAUUACCUCACUCACCUGCUCUGGCUCAAGGCUGACAGCAAUCAACUGCGGAGCGCCCAGCUGAAUGAACUGCCCUACCUGCAGAUUGCUAGUUUUGCCUAUAACCAGAUCAUUGAUACUGAGGGCAUUGCUCAUCCUCGUCUGAGAAGCCUGGAUCUCAAAGGGAACCGCAUCCAGAUGGUGACAGGUCUGGACCCCCAAAAACUAAACAGCCUGCACACAUUGGAGCUUCGGGGAAACCAGCUGAAAAGCACCCUGGGAAUCAACCUUCCCAAGCUGAAGAACCUCUACCUGGCCCAGAACAUGCUGAAGAAGGUAGAAGGAUUGGAGAACCUAACCAAUCUCACCACACUGCAUCUUCGAGACAACCAGAUUGAAACUCUGAGUGGCUUCUCCAAGGAGAUGAAGUCACUGCAAUAUCUCAACCUGAGGGGCAACAUGGUGACUGACCUGACAGAGUUGGCCAAACUUCGGGACCUGCCCAAGCUGCGAGCCUUGGUGCUGCUGGACAACCCGUGUGCAGAUGAGACCGACUACCGCCAGGAGGCCCUGGUGCAGAUAGCGCAUCUCGAACGCCUGGACAAGGACUUCUUUGAGGAGGAGGAGCAGGCUGAGGCUGAGGAAAUCCGUCAGAGGCUGAAGGAGGAACACGAGCAGGAGGCUGAGCAGGAGCACAGCCUGGACCUAGACCAGGCCCCCAUGUAGCGGCAGGUCUUCCACCUCCGCGGACAGUGAAGACGUGGAGGCCGUGGCCGGGCAGAGGGGAGGAGAUGUUGCUAUAGGGCAGGUGGGUGACGAAGGGAUCCCUCGGAGACACCAAGGCCAGGGGUCAGGGGAAGUCUCAGGGCCAGGAGAAAGGACCAGAGGGGCUGAGAGAUGCUUAGCAGGUAUGUCAGGAGGCCAGGAGAAUGAGAACUGGGGGUGGAGGCAGAGGAGCUGGUGGGGGCCUGGCAGCCUUAGCUGGCUUAGAGAGAUCAACCAGGAACUGCCAGGUCUAGUAAGUGCACGGUGGGGGUUGUGAGGCUCAGGUGGGUUGGUGGUGAAUGAGGAAUGAAGCCGAGCCUAGGAGAGUCGGCAGAAGAAGUUCCUGUACUAAAAAUCUGAAGCUAGGGGCCAGCGCUGUGGUGCAGCGAGUUAAAGCUGUCACCACCGGCAGCCCAUAUGGGCACUGGUUUGAGACUUGGCUGCUCGGUUUCUGAUACAGCUCCCUGAUUAAACUCCUGGGAAAGCAGUAGAAGACAGUUCAAGUCCUUGGGCCCCUGCACCCAUGUGGGAGACCUGGCUUCGGCCUGGCCCAGCCCUGGCUGUUGUGGCCAUUUGGGGAGUGACCCAGCGGAUGGAAGAUCUCUCUCAUGUCUCUUCCUCUCUCUGUCUGUAACUCUU